AUGGGGCAUUUGGAAGAUUUCCGUAUGUUUUCUCCGCGCCCCGAGACUCCAGAACCGGAAUCGCGGCAGGGACGCAGAAACGGCGCUUCAGGUGUGCAGCUUCUGGACGAUGAUGGAGGAAUAUCCCAGCAGUUGGAGUUAUGCUUGAAACAUAUUUUUGCAAAGUACUGCACUCCACCACCUCCACCCCCUACGCCCACAAACAAGCGAAUAGAGCUACUCAUUCCUCCUGAGGGCGCGUAUCUCUCCCCUCAAGGUUUGGAUGCUUGGGCCCGGGAUACGAAUGGUGCUCCGUUUGACGACGCAACAAAGGAAGAGUUGACGGAGUUUCUGGACGUCACGGAUGAGGGUUGUCUAACGUUGAAGGGCUUCAUGCAAGUAUAUCAGUUGCAGACGGAGGCCGACGAGGAGGAAACUUGGAGGGACUUGUCGGCUCACGGUUUUGAUCGAACAUUGAGGCUUGUAGCCACCCGGCGAGAAGAGAUGGACUGGGAGAGCACUAUCUCAUUCGAAACAUUCUAG
This is a messenger RNA of Sparassis crispa, 522 nucleotides long. RefSeq lists its product with no specific name. The transcript has 5 exons. Lineage: Eukaryota; Fungi; Basidiomycota; Agaricomycetes; Polyporales; Sparassidaceae. The record is from RefSeq and is a predicted model, not a curated record. Bases 1 to 522 code for a protein of 173 amino acids.